GUGUGAGCUGGAGCAUGUGGCUGGGAAACUUCUCCAGUUCUUUCCCCUUCUUCUCCUCCUGUCCCGUCUCCCUUCAGUGGUCAGGGGCGCCUUAGAAGGGAAUGGAGCAACAUUAGAACGUGUAAGACAAGGUCCCAGUGGCGGCGGAGGCAGAGAUGAUCUCCAGUGGGUGGAAGAAGGAAGCGCAAGAAAUGAGUUUGAUGAUAUUGGGGACGACAAAAAAAAUUACUUAGUAACUCGACGGAAACAAGAGACACGGGGUGAAUGACGCCGUCAGAUACAUUUGUGCUGUUAUUACACAUCGUGCCACGUGACAGUCUUAGGGACCAUGAGUGCCUGGGUGUGUAUGGUGAUGUCUGCAGGCCCUCAGUAGCCUCGUAGGUGACGAAGGAAGUCUUAUGCUCUCUCAACAUGACCUCCAUCUACUUCACGGAGGGUGGGCUUGAUGCGCAUUGGGGCCGCAGUGACUCCCUCGUGUCCACCGCCAGUAGUAGUGGGGAUUCCGUGCUUGGCUCCAGAGUGGGCUCCCGUUGGGCUCUUCUUGGGGACGACGACGUCUUCCUACCCGCAACUGUGGCCAUCCCGCGCCCGUGCCUCCCUGACCUUGACCUGAGGUGUCCACGAGACGAGGACAGCGGCAGCGUGGGGUCAUGCAGUCCCCCACCGUCCCCCUUUACUUCAGCUCCCUCUCCCGCCGCCCUCCCGACCCUAGCUGACACCGAAGAAGACCCGGCUCCCCAGUUCUCGCCUCCACCCACGUUGCAAGUGCCACCAGCCCACCCUGGCCUCACGCUCUCGGGCCUCAUGGGGUUGCCGCUGAAACCUCUGGGUGGCGAAGGGGCUCUGGGCCCACCGGGAGAAGAGAGCCUAGAUCCUGGUGUUGUGGAAUUGUUGGGCAGCGGUGACGAGCGAACCACUGCUCUAAGAACUUCUCAGCGGUUCUACUUGCGUUUAGUGCAGUGGCUGGGGCGCAAGCGGAGGCCAGGGCGCACUCCACGCUCUGCUGAACAUCACCACAAGGUGCAUUAUGGCCUCCGCCCUGAAGUCCCUCCACACGACAGCAAGACAGCACGUAAGAGAUUUGCUGACCUGCUGCGGCGUGCUGCACGGGGAGGCUCGUGGGAGGAGGGAAGAACGUUGCUGCCGCAGCAGGAGAGUGGAUAUUCUUCUCCCAAUAUCUCGGCGCAGCACACUCCUACUGCCCACCACCGCCUCGUUAACCAAUCCAGCUUCAUGCGGCGAUCUCUCGAGCUUUCGCCGCAGCGUACAACGCCAUCCACUCGGCCCCGUAUGUCUCUGCCUGCAGACCACUUGCGGAGGACGCUGGACGGCCGCUUCUCUACACAGGCGGCAGAACGUCGGCGACGGCUAUCCCGCGGCAAGACUAUCAGUCAGGACGAUGGCUUCCCUCCCGUUCCGCCCCAGACCCUCACCACGCCGCAGGAAGGUGGAUGUGGCGGUCGUUCUACCACUCCCAUAGUAACGAGUGCCCGCAGGAUGUCUCGGCCGGGAUCCUCGAGCCGGGAAGAGAGCACUGGAGAGGAAAGCGGAUUCGAGGAGGAGGAGCCUGUUGAGGUGAGGGUGCCUCCAUUAGUUCUGGAGGAGAGGAGAGACUCGGGAUCGUCCACGACCGCCGCUGCCGCCCACGAUCCUCUGGCGGAGUGGGCGAUUCCUUGGGAUCAGCUUCGUUUUGGCCACGUACUCCGCCGCGGGUCAACAACCAACAUAUAUAGAGGCCGAUGGCACGGUGAUGUCAUGAUCCACACUUUCGACGGCACGCACGGAACAACUGAACGUCGCUUCUGGGAACUUGUGGCGAGCCUCUCUAUGAUUCGUCACGAGAACAUCGUCCUCUUCAUGGGCGCGAGUAUGGCGCCACCUAAUUUGGCCAUCGUGACGGGCGUGCGGCGCGGGAUGUCCCUCCACCAGCACACCUCCUCACGUGGUUCCAUUCCAUAUCCCUCCAGAGUCAACAUCGCCCGUCAGGUGGCGCAAGCCAUGUCGUACCUUCACUCCCGUGGGAUCAUCCAUGGUCGUCUCAAUUCGCGCAAUGUGUUCCUGGAGGCCAAGAUAAAGCUGUCCCUCCUUGAUCACAGCAUGGCGGAGUCCAGCCCGGUUGGGGAACACACCGGCUACCUGGCUCAGGGUCUUCUCACCUACCUGCCCCCGGAGAUGAUGAGGACGCUGCAGGUGGUCCCGCCGCAUGUUACGGUGGCCGCCUCUCCCACCCAGCAGUCUGACGUGUACAUGUACGGCACACUGCUAUACGAGCUCUUCGCCGAGGCCCCGCCCUUUGCCACGCAGCAUCCGCACGCUGUCAUUCUACAGGUGGGGCGGAGGAGGCAGCCUAGCACCGAGGACCUGCAGUGCACUCAGAACCUGAAGACACUGAUCGGGGAGUGCUGGGACGCCGAGACUGCCCAGAGACCAGUCUUUCCUGACAUUCUCCGGACGCUUCAGCAGACACUCUCUCUUCACCGUGCCCACUCCACCUCGGAGCCAGAGAGACUUAACCGAAUGGGAGUUUCUGGCAGAAUAUCCUGCUGACAGGACCUGGGCCGGCCGCCGCCACCCCUCGGCCGCUCCCUGACUGAAGAGACUGUCAAGGACGACCUCCAUGGAGAUUCCUUCCUCAAACUGCCCUAAUUUCCCUCUUGGGAAACCUGGGCCGAGGAAACUCUUAGUUCCUAGUUUCUUCCAGACAUCACGGUCUCCUGUGGUUCCUUGUGGCCGUGAAGGCUCAUCAAGGCUUCUGGGAGGACCUAGGUGACUUUGGAGAUCCUUCAUGGAAUUUGUUCCACAAGACAGUCUGCAGGGAGCAGAGGAGAUGGCGAAGGUCAGCCCGAGUCACCAGUACGGGUCAGGUCACUGAGAUCUCACCAUCCUAUCAUUACCACCACCACCAUGCCCUCCAGACAGCACCGCCACCACAACACUUACUACAACAACCACCGCCACAAUCACCAUCAUACAUAUCUUCCUUCGUCUCGUCAUUGUUGCCAAAGAAUAAAAUGAAGACACCAAAGAUGGCCAGAGGUGCCGUAAGUCGGGCAUCACUGGCGAAGGAGCUGCCACGUCAGUGCUACGCACUCCCUCAACCUCAACUUGAAGAAAAGUGGAGUAUUUGGUGAACGUACGUGAGUCUUGUUGUUUGACAGUGACUUGUACCAGUUAUCAAUUGAGUAUUCAAUUGUGUGUGUGUGUGUGUGUGUGUGUGUGUGUGUGUGUGUGUGUACGCCCGCACGUACGUGAGUCAUAUAAACAUAUUUUCACUUAUCUAAAGGUGUACUUAAUCUCGUCUUCCAUCUGCUCAGUCAUCAUUGCUAUUAUCAUUAUUAUUGCUGCUAUUGUUUUCAUCAUUUUUAUUAUUAUU
Molecule: messenger RNA, 3373 nt
Organism: Portunus trituberculatus (swimming crab)
Lineage: Eukaryota; Metazoa; Arthropoda; Malacostraca; Decapoda; Portunidae
Product: kinase suppressor of Ras 2-like
Exons: 6
Coding region: 412-2547 (711 amino acids)
Biological process (GO): protein phosphorylation
Molecular function (GO): protein kinase activity; ATP binding
Source: RefSeq, a predicted model, not a curated record